GAACGAUUCGUUUGUGAGUCGGACAGGACUACGUUGGAGAACCAUGGCGGUGCAACAAAUGACAUGGUUGAGGAUCUAAAUUACACACAGCAGAAGAACCGGCGCCCGUAGACAGCGAGAUAUCCGUGAAGAUGAGCGCGGGGACUCAAUACAAUGUAUCAGGGAGACUCUGAAGGGCCAUUGUCCGACUGAAGAUACACGGACCUAAAAACAUACAGUUUUAAAGUAGUACAUUUUGAGAGUCAUUGAAAAUAAGAUGAUCAAAGCUGAGAGCAAGGGUGAACGCACCCUGCGGAGCGCGUCCCCGCAUAGAAAUGCCUACAAGUCGGACUUCCACGCCAUUAAGUGCUCUUUUGAUGGGACCAAAUCCGACAGCGAGGCCAAAUCGUAUGCUAAUGGGGCCAGCGACCCUAGGGAGGACUCCAGGGGGAGGCCGUUUGGCAACAGAGUGAACAAAAUCAAGAAUAUCUUCCUGCAAAUGGAUGGCCAGCAACCUCAGGAGAGCCAGGAUGCUUCUCCGGUAUCCCCAGUAUCUCCAGUGUCCAAGUUUGCAGUUAACACCAGCAAACCAAAUAGUGCCAACAGCCAAGAAUCGCAGAACACUGACAGAACUCCAAAAGCAGAGGAAGUGGAGAUCGAUAAAGUCGCCCUGGCGGAGAAAUUCUCAGUGACCAGAAAGCUCUUUGAGAGAGGCAUUAAAGAUCAGCCUGCUACAGAAAGGCUGAUCCCUGGAAGAUCGUCGACACGACUGUCCCAUGGGAAAGUUCCCGAUGAGGGGGUUCGUGGGUCCAGGAGAUCCUUUGGAUCUUCAGAAAACAUCAACACCAAUAGUGCCAUUAAAACCCCUCCAAUAUCACCUGUGAGGAGCGUCUCAGAUGAAAAGGGCAAUGACGAGUCCAAACAGGUCAACAGAUUAUCACUAAACGCCGGACCCAUUUCCAGACGACUGGAGAACUUUAUUGUGGAUGGUGAUAAUAAAGAGUCAACGCAGGUGAUCCCUGAGAAAUCGAGCAGCCCUAUAAGAGCAAGUUUCCAAAAAACAAGCUCACCUGCUACUGAUUCAACACAGAAACCCCUGAACGCUGACUCUUCACCCAAACCAUUCUCGCCUACAUCCGACCCAAUAUCCAACAUCAGCCCAGUUUCAGUCAAACUAUCCUCCUCGUCCAGCACUGGUGAACUUAAUUCGCCGUCCACCAAUCAUAUCCCGUUUAAACGUUCAUCAUCAUCAUCUGGGAGUGAUUUGGUUCAACCAUCCACCACCAACGAAUCCACAACAGAUCCCAAAUCACCUAGUAGUCCCUGUAAACCGUCCUGGAGUCCGGAGGAACCCAAAAGUGAGAACCACAUAAUUGGCAGUUCCUCUCGUGAGCAGUGUUUGGACCCUGCUGGAGCAGGAGUGGUGCGGGCUGAGCUGGUGGUGGUCCAGAAUGAAUCCUCAGAGAGCGAAGAUGAUGAUGAUGAUUUAUUGGAGGAUGUUAUGACUGAGGUGAAGCUACAAAGGGAACUUAAAUCUGAGGCACCAGUAGAUGAUGUGAAUCACACAGGAGACAAAUCCCCGGAGAAAAGUGUGUGUUUAUUAGAAGAGACCAAGAACAGGGAGUCGGAUCAAGAAGAAGAGGUGGAGGAGAGCGUACAGAAGAGGAGGAGUAGCUGUCAUGAAGAUGAUGAUGAUAAUGAUGAAGAUGAUAAUGAUGAAGAUGAAGAAAGCGAACAGGAGGAUCCUGAUGAGUGUGGGAAAACGUCUCCGGUGUUUUAUAGUUUUGAGAACGCAGCGUUUGUGGAUGAUAAGGAAGCGGAAGCGGUUGAGGAUAAACAGAAGGAUGAAGAUGAGGAAUAUGAUGAGGUUCCUGGUUUGUCAGAGGAUGAGGAACGGCCUUCAAGAAGAACCAUCAGAUUCUCCACUAAGCCGAUACGGGUGUACAGGACCUUCUCUAAUGAAGACUAUGACCGCAGGAAUGAUGAUGUGGAUCCCGUGGCGGCGUCUGCGGAGUACGAGCUGGAGAAGCGGGUGGAGAAGAUGGAUGUGUUUCCUGUGGAGAUUGAGAAAGGUGAUAAAGGGCUGGGGAUCAGCAUAAUUGGGAUGGGUGUUGGUGCAGACCAGGGUCUGGAGAAACUGGGCAUCUUCGUCAAAACCAUCACAGAGGACGGAGCUGCAGAGAGAGAUAGCAGGAUCCAGGUGAACGAUCAGAUUGUGGAGGUGGACGGCAUCAGUCUGGUUGGUGUGACGCAACUCUUUGCUGCGACCGUCCUCAAGAACACCAAGGGAUCUGUCAGGUUUCUGAUUGGCCGAGAGAAGCCAGGGACUCAGAGUGAAGUGGCUCGGCUGAUAAGCGAGACCCUUGAGCAGGAGCGACAGCAGCAACAGGGGGACGACACGUACGAGCAGUCUACUGAAGAGGACGAGCACUACGAGGACGAGGAGGAAGGGGGCGAGGAUGGCAUCCUGGGUUCCAGCUUCUGCAGGAGGAAUGUGGAAGUGUACGAUCUGCCCGAAAGUGAGGACAUGUUCCUGCCGUCCAACAUGGACACCACGCAGCUAACGUUCAGGUUUAAAGAGCUCCAGAUAAAGCACACCAUCGCAGAAGCUGAAGUGGAUGAACUGAAAGAGAGAUUGCGGGAGUCCUCAGAGGAGCGUGCGGCGUGGGAGGCCAGAGAAGCUCAGUUAGAGAGGAGCGUUCAGGAGAACUCGGAGAGAAUCGCUCAGAUGGAGAAGAACUGGCUGGAAGCUCAGGCCCUCUGCAAAAGCAUCAACGAACAGCUCAAUGACACGCAGAGCCAGUAUGAAGCGCUGGAUAAAAAAUACAGCAAAGCCAAGAAACUGCUCAAGGACUAUCAGCAGAAAGAGGCGGAGUUUGAGCAGAGGGAGGAGGAGUUGAAGAGGACUCUGGAUGAAAAAGAGAGCACAUAUAAAACUCAGAUUGAGGAUCUGCAGCGGAGGCUGGCGAAGCUUGAAUCUGGCCGUGGUCAUAAUGAGUCUUCGUUGUCGGGCAGCAAGUCUGCAGAUUCACUUCUGCUGGCAGGAGCAGACUGGAGUGAGAUGGUUCCCGAGACAGAGCGUUUAGACACCAGCGCUCACCGUGCAAGGGCCCAGCUGGCCCAGAGAUCCAAACGACAGCCUCCAUCACGCAGUAAACUCAAGGAGACCCUCAGCUCCCCUGGCGGACAUCCACAGGGUGAUGAUGAGAGCGAGUCAUUGAGUCCCGAGUCUCCACUGCUUCGCAGGAGAUCCUUCCAGGAGAGUUUGUCCCUCCCGGUGGUCAUUUCUUCCUCUACAAACCAACUCAAGAAUGAAGGAUCUGCCUUGAGCAGCAGCCAAUCAGGGCAGAGGGAUCCACAGAGCCCCGCCCUCUCUUCCCCAAAAGACUCCUCCCCCUCGAGCUUCGCACGCAACGUAAAGAAGAGAGAGUCCAAAGGGAAAGGCAAAGAGGUCAAAGAUGAAUCUAAUGACGCAGCUGGAAAAACCAAAAGAAGAUUCCCUGAUUUUGGUGGUUUGAGAAAAUCUGGAGGAAAGGGGAAGAAACUAAACAAAGAAUCAACAAGAGCAUCACUGGACAGCAGGGGUUCUGCAGAGUUACUGGAGGAGUCGGGGGUCCGUGUUUCCCCCUCAGAGUCCAUGACUUCCAUCCCCACCUGCAUGCCCUUCAGCUGGUUUGGAGAGAAGGAUAAAGAGCGGGAUAGAGAGCCAUCAUCCUCGUCCAGCAGUCUACCGUACGCCACUGCAGACGCCAGCAUUGAACACAACUCCAAAAACAAGACAAACCUCUCCUGGUCCUCUCUGUUCAGUCGCUCCUUAGAUUUGAGUUUGUCAGUUCUAGACGACUCGAACCCCAGCAGUCCUGCGUCCGAGUUUUCGGGGCUGGUGGUGGAACCCAACCUGUCAGGCCGCUCUCAUACGCUAACCUUCUCGUCCAGCGAGAUGUUGGAUGAGGAGUCGUGUUCUGGAGGGAAGGAUUAUCAUUGGCAGAACCGUCCGGUCUCUGAUUGGACAUCCCAGCAGGUCUGUCAUUGGCUGAUGGGGAUGAACAUGGAUCAGUACACACCUGAGUUCAGCACACAGGCUAUUGAUGGACAGCAGCUCCUCAACCUGGACAGCGACAGGCUCAAGGCUCUGGGCGUGUGCAGUCAAACCGACCGAGCCACCAUCAAGAAGAAAUUGAAGGAGAUGAAGAAAGCCCAGGAGAAGAUGGAGAAACAGAGGGAGAAGCGGGAGAAAGAGGCCAGACGCAGCGGACGCCUUCCAGCCAGCACCGACUCCGUGUGCUGAUCAAACAUUUCCUCACAUUAAUGCUCGACACACACUCCAAACUGUUCCCACUUCCUCAGAACACACACACACACACACACACACACACACACACACACACACACACACACACACACACACACAUAAACACACACACCAGCCAGUCUACAGGAGAUACUAGAAACAAACAUGGUCAGUAACUCAUUAAUAACACUAUCGAAGCUGCUUAUGAGAUCUACUUUACACCGAUAUGAGCUGAAUAUUGAAUUUAUGUUAAAAGAAACACUCAUUUUACAGUUAAAUAGUUGAGAUUAAACAUCUUUAAAUCUGUUCAGCCAAUUUCUGCAUCUGACAGGAGCACUUCUAGCUUAGCUUAGCAUAGAUCAUUGAAUCGGAUUAGACCACUAGCAUCUGGCUCCCUAACUAUUGAGGAGUCAAGCUUUAAAUAACAAAAUUAUCAAAACUUUUUUGAAAUUUCAAGCGAGAUGCUAACGGUCUAAUCUGAUUCAAUAAUCUAUGCUAAGCUAAGUUAAAAGUGCUCCCGCCAGAGCCGAAGAUCAGAUGAAUGAAUUCAAAAGCGGUCAUAUUGAAAGGAAGACUCCACUUUUUGGGAAAUAGGCUCAUUUUACAGUUAGUUUAGAUUUUGAAGUCUGUUCAGCCAAUUUCUGCAUCUGACAGGAGCACUUUUAGCUUAGCUUAGCAUAGAUCAUUGAAUCGGUUUAGACUAUUAGCAUCUCGCUUGCUAAUUAGACUUCAAGCUUUAAAUAACAAAAUUAUCAAAACUUUUUUUAAAUUGUUGAGUGAGAUGCUAAUGGUCUAAUCUGAUUCAAUGAUUUAUGCUAAGCUAAGCUAAAAGUGCUCCAGUUAGACCCAAAGAUUGGCUGAAUGGAUUAAAUAAUGGUCAAAAAUGGUCCUAUUUAAAGGAACACUCCACUUUUUUGGAAAUAGGUUCGUUUAACAGUUAAAUAGUUAAGAUUUUGAAAUUUGUUCAGCCAAUUUCUGCAUCUGACAGGAGCACUUUUAGCUUAGCAUAGAUCGUUGAAUCCGAUUAGACCAUUAGCAUCUUGCACGCUAACUACUGAGGAGUCAAGCUUUAAAUAACAAAAUUAUCACAACUUUUUUUUACUAUUUUGAGCGAGAUGCUAACGGUCUAAUUUGAUUCAAUGAUUUAUGCUAAGAUAAGCUAAAAGUGCUCCAGUUAGACUCAGAGAUCGGCUGAAUGGAUUCAAAAAUGGUCAUAUUUAAAGGAACACUCCACUUUUUUGGAAAUAGGCUCAUUUGACUUAAAAAGUGGAGAUUUAACAUUUUUUAAUCUGUUCUGUCAGUUUCUGAUGGAUGGGAGCACUUUUAGCUUAGCGUAGCAUAGAUCAUUGAAUCGGAUUAGACCAUUAGCAUCUUGCUUGCUAACUACAGAGGAGACAAGCUUUAAAAAGAGAAAUUAUUAAAACUUUUUUGAAAUUUUUGAGUGAGGUGCUAAUGGUCUAAUCCGAUUCAAUCAUUUAUGCUAAGCUAAGCUAAUAGUGCUCCUGUCAGACCCGGAGAUCAGCUGAAUGGAUUCAAAAAUGGUCAUAUUGAAAGGAACAAUCUACCAGAGGAGGAGUCAAGCUUUAAAUGAUCAAAACUUCUUUUGAAAUUUCGAGCGAGAUGCUAAUGGUCUAAUCCGAUUCAAUGCUCUAUGCUAAGCUAAGCUAAAAGUGCUCCUGUCAGACCCAGAAAUCGACUGAAUGGAUUCAAAAAUGGUAAAACUCAACAGUUUAACUCUGUUGGAGAUGUAAAAUGAACCCUUUUCCCCAAAAAAGAAGUGGAGUAUUUCUUUAAGAAGAGCGUUUACACACAAAACUAUAUAUUUUAAUCAGUAUUUUGUCUGUUGUUUGUUUUUAAAAGAAAUGUAGACAUCCUAAAAACUGAGAAUGUUAUAAGACAUGCCUUAAACAUCAGUAUAACAUUAAUAUAUUAGCAUUUUCCAGUGUAAUAAGCACAGCUAAUUCAUAUAAUCAUUCAUUAGUGCUUCCAAAAUCGUCAUUUCAAGAAUGAUUCGAAUGUAAAACGUGACGAAAUACUGAUUGAGAAAUCUAUAUUUUUUGUUUGAUUGUGUUGGAAUAUCAUCAAAGAUGAUGAAUACGGCUGUUCAUAUCGCAGACCAAAAUUUGAUUUGUUUUAAAUGUAUUUUAUGACCACUGUAGGGGCUCGAAUUGCUAAGGGAUAUAUAAAUAUUUAGAUGCCUAUAACGUUUGCCGCUAAUGUGGCACGAAUAGUGCUUUUAAAAAGAUUUCAUAUUCUAUUUUUAAGAGUACUCGUAAUGCGAAACGGGUCGUUUUGCUGGAACUUUGUACAGUCCGAGUGAUAUUGAGCACUAUAUAUUUUUACCGGAAAAAAGGGGGAGCGUGGUUUAUAAAUGUACAAAUGAAAUAUUUUAUACACAACUAUUAGCGUAGCUUUAAGGGAAAAAGAAGUAUGUUAACUUUUGUACACGUUUUCUACUAAGUAGAAUAGCUUGUUGGUUAAAACCAUUUUGCUAAUUCUGUAAACCCGAGAGUGAAACUCAGUGUUUGAUUUUGAUCAGUACGUUCUGUUGCUUGUUUUAUAUUGGAGCGUUACGGCUUUCAAGCGCUGGAUGUGGCACAGAAAUACAGAAUUGUUACAAGCUGAGGCGUAGUUUUAUUGUUACUACAUUGAGUUUGACUAGCGGAGGGUGUAAUGAAUACUGGAUUCUCAUCUGACUGUCAAAAUGCCACCUGUGAUCACGUCAUCAUCUGUCUGUGUCCUGUGGGAAUAUUUUUCUGUGUCGUAAUAUAGAUGAUUUUGAACAGAAAGAGUGUAAGACAAAAAAAAAAUCAAGCUUUCUAUCUGGUACAAAGUGCAUAAGCUGCAUAAAUAAAUGCUUCCACCUCUUGUA
Molecule: messenger RNA, 7142 nt
Organism: Danio aesculapii
Lineage: Eukaryota; Metazoa; Chordata; Actinopteri; Cypriniformes; Danionidae
Gene: ppp1r9ala
Product: protein phosphatase 1 regulatory subunit 9A-like A
Exons: 20
Coding region: 257-4267 (1336 amino acids)
Biological process (GO): neuron projection development; calcium-mediated signaling; actin filament organization
Cellular component (GO): cytoplasm; postsynaptic density; actin cytoskeleton
Molecular function (GO): actin filament binding
Source: RefSeq, a predicted model, not a curated record